This is a messenger RNA of Schistosoma rodhaini, 2190 nucleotides long. Lineage: Eukaryota; Metazoa; Platyhelminthes; Trematoda; Strigeidida; Schistosomatidae. The record is from the annotation of a GenBank genome assembly.
CACGAUUUAGUGGUCUUUCCAAAUAUGUAUAUCUUACAUGUGAUCAGUGAAUUCACUCCAGUUCAAUAUUCAGAUGAAUUUAAAGUAGUCGAAAUCACCAGCGAGCGCCCAGUUCACAACUUUUGAAUUUUUGUAAAUGUCGAACUCAGACUUAUCAGGUCGCCAUGGCGGUGAGCUUUCAGGUGCAGCAAGCCCUGAUCCAGAGGAACCCGCUUUUGAGGACGAAUCCGCCGCCAUACUGGGUGAUGAUAAUCUUGAUGAAGAAGAAGAAUCUGGAGAGAAUUUAUUCGGUGACGAUAUGGAACGUGACUAUCGUCCUAUCCCGGAGCUCGAUGUCUAUGAGGCGGAAGGUCUUGCGGACCCCGAUGAAGACCUAGAGGAAUUAUCACCAAAUACUCGUGCUGAAGCUGAACGUGAAAUGAGACGACGGGACCGUGAGCGUCUGCUUGCUACUGGUGGACUUAGACGUGAUCUUAUAGCCGAUUUAUACGGUGAGGAAGAGGAGGAAGAAAUAAUCCCUGCGCGCCGCAGGCGUAUUGCGGAGAGAGUCGCUGCAGGUGAUGAAGGUGAUUUAGAACCUGAGGGUGUCCUGGAAAGCAUUGAAAACUUGGAGGAUAUGAAGGGGAUGUCUGUUGUUGAAUGGGUUCAACAACCUGUCACUCGUCAAGAAAUCAAAAACCGUUUUAAAGCAUUUCUCAGAACGUUUUUGGACGAAAACGAUCGGAACGUAUAUGCUGAGCGUAUAGUACAAAUGGCAAGAGAGAACAAACAUAGUCUGCAUAUUGACUACCAACACCUGGCAUCGGCGGAGCAAGUCCUAGCAUAUUUUUUACCAGAAGCCCCUCAGCAUGUCUUAGAGAUCUUUGACGAGGCUGCUCGCGAGGUCACAUUGACUCGGUUCCCUCGUUAUGAUAGGAUCACUAACCGAGUCCAUGUUAGAAUAAACGACCUUCCUCUCAUUGAGGACCUCCGAUGUCUUCGCCAUUUUCAUCUUAACCAGCUUAUCCGAACAUGUGGAGUAGUUACAAGCAGUUCCGGUGUUCUUCCCCAGUUAAGCGUAGUCCGCUACAACUGUACGAAAUGUGGGUGUCUUUUGGGCCCAUUCAUUCAAAACCAAACGGGCUCAGAAGUCAAGCCUUCUACUUGUCCAGACUGCCAAUCAGGUGGUCCAUUCGAACUAAGCAUGGAACAGACCGUUUAUAGAAAUUAUCAACGUAUCACUCUUCAGGAAAGCCCAGGCAAAGUUCCGGCAGGCCGUCUUCCUAGGUCUAAAGACGCUAUUCUUUUAGAUGAUCUUGUUGAUAGCUGCAAACCGGGAGAUGAAAUAGAGUUAACUGGCGUAUAUACACAUAGCUAUGAUGGGUCACUCAAUACCAAGCAUGGUUUUCCAGUCUUUGCAACUGUCAUAUUAGCAAACAACGUUGUUCGCAAAGAUGAUAAGGUCGCUAUGGGCACAUUAACUGAUGAGGACACAAGGGCGAUUUUGAAACUUUCACGUGAUGAAAGGAUUGGUGAUCGAAUUUUUUCUAGCAUAGCUCCAAGUGUGUAUGGUCAUGAAGAUAUUAAACGUGGCAUUGCACUGGCACUUUUCGGCGGUGAGCCUAAAAAUCCUGUAUCAUACCCGUAAUAGAUUUUUUAAUGUUACGGCUUUAUUUCAUCAAAAAUAAUUCAGCCAGCCCAAUAAUAUUUUCAUUUUCAAAUAGAUAUUUAACUAACAAUUUGAAUACCACAAAAUGGGUAUAUACUUAUUCAAUAUUCUGUUCAAUAAAGCAAUAAUACAAUCUAAAAAGAAAUUUCAAUAUGCCCAUAUCUAAAAAAAAUUUACAGCAAUCACAUAUUGUGCAACUUAUGAUGAAAUGAAAAUGUAAUUUAGAUCAGACAAAUAAUGAAGAAGGAAAUGUCAGGAAAAAAGUCAUAUUAUCAAUGCAUACAUAAAAAUCUACUUUAUGAUACUAACCUAAAAUCAUCAUAAGUUGGAACUCCUUGUUGAACAGCUCUAAUUUUUGCAUCAUUUUCAAGCCAAUAUCUAGAUUCUUUGGCAAUAGCUGAAUCCAUUUCUUUUUCUAAGUUAUUCAUAUUAAUACCCAAUUGUUUCAGAUAAUUAUCGUUUUGUUCAACCAUCUUUCGAACUCUAUUGUUAUACAGUACGAUUUAAAUAAUUUAAAAAGUCAAUAUACAUUAUACAAGUAA